AUGGCGUUGAAAUCGCCGAUGCUGCCGUCCCCAGAUCGCAACCUCAUGUCGGCUUUCUCGCCGUACUCGGAAUCGCCCACGUCGCCAGCGCCGUUCAGAUCUCCAAUUACGAGUACCCACAGCCGGCCAUUGUCCAACGAACACGCCAGAUCCCUCCAUCCUCCCAAUCAAUCUUCCCCACUAGCCUCAAGUCCCAGUGACAUUCCUGACCCCUCACCUAUCGCUACCUCUUCAAACGGCACCGACACGACCGACAUUGACGAUACAGGCAUAGAGAAUGAAGAUUUAGAUCCUACACCAAUGCCACCAGAGCCCCCAGCGCCCUUAAGGUCUACAGAACCGGCAUUGAAGCUCGAAACUGCCAACGCGGCUUCAGAUGCUCGAAAGCCACGAUCAGACGAUGACGAACAACCAAGCUCGGUCAUACAUGCCCCGCAAGGUUUCGACGCAUUUCACCGACAGUCGCCCCCUUCGCUACAUCGUUCCAUGCCAACUUCUUCCCAAGCAUCUGACAUUGUCAUUGUACCGCCUCCGGAAGACAAUGGAGGGGACAAGAAAUUCUCGAGCAGUCCGAGCUCGCCGCCUCCCCUACAAACUUCAAUAGCACCAAUUACAAGAGAUUGGUCGGCUACCCCUAGAGCGCAAACAAGACCAGAGGCAGAGGCGCAGACAUUAGAGCCCAAGAAACCUAAUAAUACUUCACGGUCGAGCUCGCGGUCGAGCAAUCUCGAAGAUAUUCCAGAAGCAUUGGACACCGAAAUUAACGAUGACCUGACUCCCAACCACCACACUUCCCUUUUUGAUCACACUGUCGAACGGUUUCAGGAAACUGCCGACGAAGUUGCAGCCCUCAAGAUCGCGCUCAGCGAGUGUUGGACACUAUGCAAUACAUUAGCUGGCUUGAGCUAUAUACAUCGCGAGAGGAUCUUCAGUGACGAAAGGUCGCAUUUUAGCUUCUCCGCCAAAGGUGACAUGCAAGAACAGGCCUGGAAAUCAUGUUGGAAGCUUUGCCAGAAGCUGUACGAAACACGAGACGAAGAGAUAGCCACUCAGGUCCGACCCACACUGGAUCUCUGCCGCGACUUUUGCCAGUGCCUUUUUGAAGUACGGCGGCGGGACAACGACGUCGCUGACUCCGUCCUACGGGUCAGCUUCGAGCUCAACAACCAUCUGUACAAUACUCACGACCGAACACUGCCGGAAGCCUUUCGAGAACGGACCUUGGACUUCUACAUAACGCUCUGCCACCGUCUGAUGAAACAACGCUCCGACCUAGCCCGAGAAACAGACUCCCUUCUCGAAGCCUGCUGGUCCCUCGCCGAAAUGCUCUUCAGCCUCCGCCAAAACAAACGAGAAGGCAAACCCGCCGAUGAAGAACUCCUCGGCUCCGCUGUCCAAGCGUGCUGGGAACUCUGCGACCUUUUCAGAGAAGGCUGGACCCAAAUACGACCGGACCGCGGCACGCCUCGACCCAGCCAAACGACCUUCACACAGGCUUUCCAGCAAGCAAAACAAUCACAAGUAGCCGCCUCCUUCGCCCACGUUCCCGAUUCAUAUUACGAGUCCGAAGAGGAGGACUUUGGCCGUGCGAACCCCGAAACCCCCACCACCGUCUUUGAAGACACGGUGCAAGAUUCUCCAGACGAAGGCCCCGUGCCCAAUAUACUGGUUCUCGGACCCUCAGACCAAAAUAACCGCCAACAACCAGGGCAACACCAACCGCAAUGGUCCUCGUCCUCUAGCAAUUUGAGCGGCUACUCCCAAUCCUCUGGGCGUACGACCUCCUCAACUUCCACAAUCAUCAACCCCGCCAGUGGCCAGCCCAAUGCCGAAGACGCACGUCUCACAUGUCUGAAAUUGCUCAUCGUAAAAGCAGCUGCAAAUACAGGAUUUCAACGCUCCUCCCCCACCACCCUCGCCUCCUUCGUCAAGUCCGUGCCGUCCAAUUCCUUCGGAACGCAGCCCUGGCAGUCUCAACUUUUACAAGAUUACAAGAAAGCUGUGGCGAGCGAUCCAGCACUAAGGAGUCCUGGGCCGGUGCGAAGAGCCAGGGCUGCGGAUGUAGCAAGGAGUCAGUUGGAGGCCCCAAGAGUAACUACUGGAAUGGAGGUUACGGACCUACGAAACGAUAUCCUCACGAGACUUCCUCACUACCUCGAGUGUCUCGAUGACCGGUAUGCUACCAUUCAAACGUGCCGCCGCUUCUGCCACACCGGCGCCAACACCAAAGCAACCUUUCCCGCCUUCUUCGCAAGACGCUACGAAGAUGGCUGCAUACCGGUGCCCUGCGAUCUCCUAACGGCGGGGUCAGCUCGCCAAGUUGCUGAUUGGGCGGCCAAGAGCCAGCGAAACCGUCAAGAGCUCUGGGAUGCCAUCCUCAUGGAAUGCGAUGAGGGGCACCUCAAGCUGGGCGUGGAGAUAGCGAGACGUCGUCAUUGGAUGCGGAAUCGGGUAUACCAUUACGAAUGGGAUGGAAACGAUGUCACGUGGUCUGGGCUGGAUAUAAUGGGCGACACUCCUCGAAUGCUCAGAGACCAUUUUGACACACAACCUGGCCAUGAAGACGUCGGGGAAGAGGAAACAAAGCGGCGUUGCAGCCUCUUCCUCCGCGGACAUCAUGGACCAUCAAGGCCUAGACACUUUGCGAUCCCUGUUACCUAA
Molecule: messenger RNA, 2661 nt
Organism: Letharia lupina
Lineage: Eukaryota; Fungi; Ascomycota; Lecanoromycetes; Lecanorales; Parmeliaceae
Exons: 9
Coding region: 1-2661 (886 amino acids)
Source: RefSeq, a predicted model, not a curated record